Molecule: messenger RNA, 1406 nt
Organism: Podarcis raffonei (Aeolian wall lizard)
Lineage: Eukaryota; Metazoa; Chordata; Lepidosauria; Squamata; Lacertidae
Gene: FAM43A
Product: family with sequence similarity 43 member A
Exons: 1
Coding region: 39-1388 (449 amino acids)
Source: RefSeq, a predicted model, not a curated record
GGGCCCGUGCCCGGCUGUCCCCCUCGGGCGCCCUCGGGAUGCGCGGGCGGCCGGGGCUGCGGCGGGCGCCUCCAGCUGAGCAGCAGCAGCAGCAGCGCCCCGGGCCGGCCGCGCCGUCGGGCGGCGACGCCAUGCUGCCCUGGAAGAGGCACAAGUUCGAGCUGCUGGCCGUGGACGACGAGCAGCUGACGCAGCAGCAGCACAAGAAGACGCAGCAGAAGCACCGGCGGCAUCCUCCGCCUCCGCCGCCGCCUCCUCCUCCGCCAAGCGCGCCGUCGGGGAAGGGCAAGGGCAGCUGCUGCGCGGCGGGCGCGGGGAGCCUGCCCUGCUCGGCGGCGCUGGGCUCCCUGGCUCGCGCGUGCCCGCCCGAGGGCGCCCUCAGCAGGAUGGGCAACCUGUUCCGCUGCAAGCGCAAGAAGUUUCGCGUGAGCAGCGAGGCGCCCACCUACACGGUGCUCUACCUGGGCAACGCCACCACGCUGCAGGCCAAGGGCGACGGCUGCACGGACGUGGCGGUGGGCAAGAUCUGGGCCAAGAGCGAGGCCGGGCGCCACGGCACCAAGAUGAAGCUGACCAUCGGGCCGCAGGGCAUCCGCAUGGCGCCCGCCGCGCCCUCCGAGGCGGCCUCUCGCCCGGGCCACCUCUACCUGCUGCACCGCGUCACCUACUGCGUGGCUGACCCGCGCCUGCCGCGCCUCUUCGCCUGGAUCUACCGACACGAGGUGAAGCACAAGGCCGUGCUGCUGCGCUGCCACGCCGUGCUGGUCUCCAAGGCCGAGAAGGCGCGCGCCAUGGCGCUGCUCCUCUACCAGACGUCGGCGGCGGCGCUGGCCGAGUUCCGCCGCCUGAAGAAGCGCGCCGACGCGCGGCACCAGCAGCUGCAGCAGGCGGGCGCGGCGGCGGCCGACGGCGCCAUCCCGCUGGUGCCGCUGCGCAAGCUGCUCCUGCACGGCCCCGGCUGCUGCUACAAGCCGCCCGUCGAGCGCAGCCGCAGCGCGCCCAAGCUGGGCUCCAUCACCGAGGACGCGCUGGGCGAGGAGCUGGAGGAGCGCGCCGCCGGCCUGGCCAACGGAGGCGGCCCCGACGGCGAGGACGAGGAGGAGGGCGACUGCGACGACGACGAGCUGCUGGCGCCGCUGGACGAGGACGAGGACGGCGCGGACGCGGCGCCCAGCCUGGGGCAGCUCAUCUGCGACCUGGGCGAGCUGGCCAUCGGCAACGACGUGGCGCUGCUGCGCGCCGACCUGCGCGUCACCCGGCUCCUCUCGGGCGAGAGCACCGGCAGCGAGUCGUCCAUCGAGAGCAACGGCCACGACGGAGGGUCCCCGCCGCCGCCGCUCCAGCCGUGCCGCGGACCGGACAGCCCCGAGCCCGGAGACAGCGGCUGACGGAGCCGUCGGAGGCAG